Messenger RNA from Rodentolepis nana, 1122 nucleotides. Lineage: Eukaryota; Metazoa; Platyhelminthes; Cestoda; Cyclophyllidea; Hymenolepididae. The record is from the annotation of a GenBank genome assembly.
AUGUCUACUGCAAAUGAAACAGACAUCGAGAAUCCAACAAUAUUUUUCAAACUUGGACUUCAAAUAUAUACCAGCUUUCUCCUGAUUAUUGGGCUUCCUGGAAAUGCUAUCAGUGGCUAUAUUAUGGCCACUGAUCAGACAAACCGAAUAACUACUCGGAUUCUUAUGGUCAUAAUCGCUGCUGCUGAUACAGCCGUCCUACUUACCGGCGUAACACGAUAUUGGUCCAACGAAGUACUUGGUUUCGAUUUUAGGAACUAUUCCGACUUAAUAUGUAAAGUACAUGUGUUUGCCUUUGCAUUUUUCACAGAUUUUGCUGUUGGAUCUCUUUGCGCUGUCGCAGUCGAGCGUUUUCUUGUCGUGGCAUUUCCUCACCAUGCAAACACUUUUACUUCCAUCAAGUCGGUGUGCUUUGGAAUGGCUACAUUCGCAUUUGUUCUCUCUAUUAAGAAUGGCAUUCACUUAUUUAUGAUGGGUCUCUUGGAAAUAACUGGUGCAUCAGACGAAACAUUCCAUGCCUGCAAGACCAUUGCCAAAUACCAUAAAUUUAUGGAAGUAUUUAAAAAGAUUGACUUCAUUACAUUUGCCGUCAUCCCAUACAUCAUUCUCUUUUCCUGCAAUUUGUAUAUUUACUGUAAAUUGAAAAGACAGCGUCGCUUACUCCAAACAACUAUAAAUAAACGACAAACAAAAAUUAACAAGUCCAUUUUGCUUGCCAGUUCUCCUACACCCGGAACUUAUACCAACACUGACAAUAUGGAGAGUGAAGUUGCCGAUAAAAAUUCUGAACUCAUGCCGAAUUCAAUGAUCGACGGGGAGAAAAGAAAUCACUCAAAAAAUGUAUCUUCAAGACAGGAACGACGAAAGAGAAAGCCAGAAGAUGUUAUUAAGGUAUUAACGGCUCUGACUGUGGUGCAUGUUGUUUGUACGCUUCCAGGAACUAUUUUAACCCUCGUCUCGGAUUACAAACACCUUUCAGUACCAAUAGAGAUAAAGCAAUUUCUGGUAAUCUUCAUUUUUACCAACAAUGCAAUAAACUUUUUUGCCUACUUGGCUUCCAGUGAGCGAUUUCGAAAGAAGCUUGCAAGGAUUCUCUGCUGCGAUUGGAAGAACCAGCACUGA